AUGAGUGCAGUGGGCUUGGUGCUCUUGGGGCUUGCUCUGAGGUUUAGGGCCACAAUCUCUAAGCCAGAGGAGGGCAGCUUUUGCUCAAAAAGUCAAGUGGCCUUCAGAGACUCUUGCUAUGAAUUUGUGCCUCUCGGUCGCACCUUCUAUGGUGCCCAGAGCUGGUGUGAGGAGCAAGGGGGCCAUUUGGUCUUUAUUCAUGAUGAAGACACCCAGCAGUUUCUGCAGAAGCACAUCUCCCAGGACAGGGAAUGGUGGAUUGGACUCAUAGGGAACUCGGCUCAGAAUGGAACCACAGAAGGGUCAGGGAGCUGGCUGGACACCUCAAAUGUGAGCUACAGCCACUGGCGCGGAGGACAGGCCUCUCCUGCUCCAAACACCUGUGGUUACAUCCAGAGAGAUGCUUCCUUUGGGUGGGCGGCCUCAGACAACUGCACGCAGCCGUUUGCCUUCAUCUGCGAGUUUGGUGCUGGCCAGAGUCUAGCCUGUGAUGGCCUCCAUGCCACCAUGCACUGCGGCUCAGGGGAGGUCAUCCGGAUCCAGGACGCCUUCUACGGGCGCCACACCCCGCAUUACUGCACCCAGGGUGCUGCAGGCCCCUCCGAGGAGGAAUGCAGCUGGGCCAGCGUCAAGGACGAAGUGGCAGGCCAGUGCCAGGGGCUGCAAGUAUGCCAGGUGGCAGCAGAUGGGACCUACUUUGGAGACCUGUGCCCCACCCAGGGAAGCUACCUGUGGGUGCGGUACCAGUGCCAGGAAGGCCUCCAGCUGAUGGUGUCCAAUGAGAGUUUCAUCUUUGACAAUGUCACCAUCUCCCUGACAUGGCUCCUCUCUCCCUUCAUUGGAAAUCUGUCAUGUAUAAUCAGUACAGGAGAUGGCCACACUUUCGAUCCCUACUACCCCCUCAGCUCAUCCAGCGGCAUCAUCCACCAGUUCACAGCCCCUGGGGAAUUCAUUGUGUUUGCUGAAUGCACAACCACUGAGUGGCACGUGAUGGCUCAGAAGCAUGUGACAAUCCGAGACAAGAUAGAGCAGCUCAGUGUGACUGGGUGCUCCAGCAUGUCCCAGUCAGGAGCCAGCCCUCUUUGCCGCACUGUCUUCGGGGACCCAUUGUGGAUUCAGGUGGUGCUUGAUGGAGGAACAGGGGUGACUUACACUGUGCUGUCAGGCAACACAAGCCUGGCUGAGUUCACCACACUGAGCGGCCUACUACCCUACAAUCUGACCCUGGACCAAGAGGCCCAGCAAAGGAUUGGCCCCGGGAUGCACCACCUGGAGAUCCGAGCCAGCAGCAACACCACCACCUCUGCACCCUCUAGAAACAUCACAGUCCACUUCAUGGAGCCUCUGUCAGGGUUACAGGCCUCCUGGGGUUCUGACCACUUGGAGCUUGGACAAGACCUACUGGUCAACGUCUCGUUGGCUCAUGGUAUCCCAGAGGGGCUGACCUUUGAAGUGGCAGGACUCAAUGCAACCUUCACCCACCAAGAAGAAAGCCUCAGGGGGCCAUUUGGGAUUUACCAUGUGGCAGUUCCUCUUGAAGGUACCUUUCUGGUCACUGUGAUGGUGAGGAAUGCCUUCUCAAACUUAAGUUUGGAAGUCGGAAACAUCACUGUCACAGCUCCUUCCAGUCUGCAAGAACCAUCUGGAACAAAUGCCAAGGAAAAGAAUAGAAAGAAAGGGAACAUGCAGGUGUACAUGGAAACUGGUCAGUAUGUGGAUCCUUUCACGACUGUGACUCUGGGCUGGCCAGACAGUGACAAAGAUUUACGUUUCCAGUGGUCAUGUGGACGCUGCUGGGCCCAGUGGAGUUACUGUGUUGAGAGGCAGCUGCUCCGCACAGACCAAAGGGAGCUGGUGCUUCCUCCAUCCUGCCUGCCACGGCCCACCUCCACCGUCACCCUGCGCCUGGCCACCUGGAGGGGCGGGGAGCUGCAGCACCGGGAGGAGCAGUGCCUCUAUGUGUCCGUCCCCCUGGAACUCGGGCCUCGAGUCAGUUGUGAGAAGAACUGUGGACCAGUGAAUGCCAGUGAAGACGUCAUGCUCAGAGUCACCGUGGUGGACGACUCCUCAGUGGCCAUGUUCAACUGGGACUUAGAGGACACCUCUCUGGGGAAGGCUGAGCCCCUCCCGGCUGCCUGCAGAUUCCGGGGAUUUUGGCUGAGUGCUUUAACCCUCCCUCAGAGCAACACCUCCACACUGCGGCAGAACAGCUCCUUCUUGCAGACCUGGGGCCAGGCCACCCGGAUCGGAGCCACAGCAGUAACCGGGCAUGCCCACGGAGAGGACACCCAUGUGAUCAGCUCUCUGCCUCCCCCUGCGGUGCCCACGUGCACCAUCACCCCAGAGGAGGGUACCAUUCUGACCAGCUUCACCAUCUUCUGCAAUACAACUUCGGACCUAGGUCCCCUGGAGUACUGCUUCUGCCUGGAGUCAGGUUCCUGUCUACACUGUGGCCCUGAGCCUGCACUCCCGUCAGUUUAUUUGCCACUUGGGAAAGUAAACAAUGACUUCAUGCUGACAGUGGUCAUUUCUGUCUCCAGUCUCACAGGGGACAAAGAGCAGGCCCACGCAGUGGUGAAGGUGGGACUUGGAGACACCCGUGUUGAGAACGGGGCAUUCCAGGCUGCAGUGCUGGAGAACAUCACCGCCACUCUGCAAAGCGAGUGGGACCCUGAGCGGCUCUUCCAGCUGGCCAGAGCCGUGUCAUCCGUGCUAGACCAGGAGUGCCAGGGGCAGGGCUGCAGGCGGCUGCUGAACAUGGACAUCAGACAGAAGGUCAGAGAGCGUGUGCUGGGGUCACUGUCUGCGGUCCCUGCCACCCUGGGGGACAUACAGAGGAUACAAAGCUUGGCCCAGGUGCUAAGAGAGGUGACCCACCCCACUGAGGAGCUCACACCCAAGGCCCAGCGGGAGGCCAUGUGGGCUCUGCAGCAUGCCAGUGAAGCCCUGUUGGCAGUGAGUUCCAAGGUCCAGCCUGAAGACCAGAGGCGCCAGGUGGCCACCAAGGACCUGUUUCAGGCUGUGGGGAGUGUGCUGGAAGCCUCCCUGAGCUUCCAGGGACCAGAAGAGCCUGCAGAGGCCAAGGGCAGCCAGAUGGCCUCCAUUCCCCAGCUGCUCAGAGUUGUGGAGCAUGUGCAGGAUGCCCUCCUUCUGGGGACACUGCCUGGGGGCCUCCCAAUCACUCUGGCCAACCCCUCCAUCUCCAUAUACACAAAGAGAAUACAGCCCAGGAGUUGGCGAGGCUCCUCUGUGCACACUGCAGCUGCCAGCUCUGCAACCUUUAUCCUGCCUGCUGCCUCCUACCUUGGCUCUAUGGAGGACAGCCCAGAGCCUGUGGACAUCAGGGUGAUGAGUUUCCCAAAGAGCCCCUUCCUGGCCCAGAGUCACUUUGAUGUCAGUGGAACUGUUGGUGGCCUCUGCCUGACCAGCCCUAGUGGACAUCUCAUACCCAUGAAGAAUCUGUCAGAGAAUAUCGAGAUCCUACUGCCAAGGCUUUCGGAAGGACACGGUGAGCCAACUGUGUUAAACCUGACCAGUCCUGAAGCUUUGUGGGUGAACCUGACUUCAGAUGGGGCAGCUUUGGGGAUCCAACUGCACUGGAGACCUGAUAUCCCACUCGUACUCAGCCUGGGCUACGGCUACCACCCUAAUGAGACCAGCUAUGACUCCAGAGCUCAACUUCCACCAGUGGCUACCGCAGAUGGGCAGUCCACGUGGAUCCUGAACCCAGAGGACCUACAUUUUGGAGAAGGUGUCUACUAUCUGACCGUUGUCCCCGAGUCUGACCUGGAGCUGACCACUGGCAGGGACCUCACAGUUGGCAUUACCACCUUCCUGUCCCACUGUGUGUUUUGGGAUGAGGUCCAGGGGACUUGGGACAACUCUGGGUGCCAGGUGGGGCCACGGACCACCCACUCCCAGACACACUGCCUCUGCAACCACCUCACCUUCUUUGGAAGCACGUUCCUGGUGAUGCCCAAUGCCAUUGAUGUCUGCCAGACCGCCGAGCUCUUUGCCACCUUUGAGGACAAUCCUGUGGUUGUGACCACCGUGGGCUGUCUCUGUGUGGCCUACGUGCUGGUGGUGAUCUGGGCAAGGAGGAAGGACGCUCAGGAUCAGGCCAAGGUGAAGGUCACAGUGCUGGAGGACAAUGAUCCCUUUGCACAGUACCACUACCUGGUGACAGUCUACACUGGACACCGGAGAGGGGCAGCUACUUCCUCCAAGGUGACUGUCACCCUAUACGGCCUGGAUGGAGAGAGUGAACCCCACCACCUGUCAGACCCUGACAUCCCAGUUUUUGAGCGAGGAGGAGUGGAUGUCUUCUUACUCUCCACCAUGUUCCCCCUGGGGGAACUGAGGAGCCUGCGGCUGUGGCAUGACAACUCGGGGGCCCGGCCAUCCUGGUACGUGAGCCGGGUGCUGGUGCAUGACCUGGCUAGGGACCAGAAGUGGCAUUUCCUCUGCAACUCGUGGCUGUCCAUUGAUGUUGGAGACUGUGUUCUUGACAAAGUAUUUCCAGUGGCCACAGAGCAGGACAGGAAACAAUUCAGGCACCUGUUUUUCAUGAAGACGUCCACAGGCUUCCAGGAUGGACACAUCUGGUAUUCCAUCUUCAGCUGCACAGCUCGGAGCAACUUCACCCGUGUCCAGAGGGUGUCCUGCUGCUUCUCCCUGCUCCUCUGCACCAUGCUGACCAGCAUCAUGUUCUGGGGUGUUCCCAAGGACCCAGCUGAACAAAAGAUGGACUUGGGUGAAAUUGAAUUUGCUUGGCAGGAAGUGAUGAUUGGACUGGAGAGCUCUCUCCUCACGUUCCCCAUCAAUCUCCUAAUCGUUCAGAUCUUUCGAAACACCUGUCCUCGGGUCACUAAGGAGCAGAACACUGAGAAAUGGGAUAGGGGCUCCCCUAGCCUGGCCUCCUCACAACAGCCCAUGGAGAAUGGCCUUCUGACACUUGAAGUGGUGACCAAGGAUAUGUGGAGACUCGUCAGCUCGCUGUUUAAAGCUCUGAAGGUGCCAUCACCUGCCUCCGGCUGGGACUCAGCAGCACCAAUGGACAUCAAUCACCUUCUGGCCUUGGUGCAGGACAUUGUCUGUCUGCAGAACGUGGCAGGGCCAGAGCUCUGGGAGGAAGCCAAACAGAGAGAGAACCAUUUAAUGCUCCCUCUUGGGUCUCUACAAGCAAAAGAACAAAUGCGAUGUCUGAUGCCAGAGAUGGGCCCAAGUGACCCUCAGAAGGACAAUGUCUACAAGCAGUGUCUCUACCUUCAGUUGGAGCACAUGGAGCAAGAGCUUCGGCUGGUGGGGUCCUGUGGCUUCCCCCAGAGCCAGAGCCACGCCCGGGCCCUCAGCCAGCUGCAGAUGCUGAAGGGCUGUCUGGGGGGACAGCUGGGCACCCCAACCCCAGCAUAUGCCAGCUUCCCGAUGGCAAGCAAGCAUCCUCGAGGCCUGCCCUGGUGGUUCGUCGUGGUGGGCUGGCUCCUGGUGGCAGUCACCAGCAGCGUGGCAGCCUUCUUUACCAUGCUCUACGGCCUGCACUAUGGGCGGGCCAGAUCCCUGAAGUGGCUCAUCUCCAUGGCCGUCUCCUUCGUGGAGAGUGUGUUUGUCACCCAGCCCCUGAAGGUGCUGGGCUUUGCUGCCUUCUUUGCACUGGUCUUGAAGAGAGUAGAGGAUGAGGAAGAGCUGGUGGCCUCCCUCCCAGGACGUCUAUCUGGCCCAGACCCCUCUGUCUUGUUCCGAGCACGACGAUGCAGCAGAAAGGACAUUUACCAGCCGCCUUUGGCCGCUGACGUCGAGAAGAUGAAAACCACCCAUCUCAAGGAACAGAAGACAUUUGCCUUCAUCAGAGAAAUCUUGGCAUACCUGGGCUUCCUGUGGAUGCUGCUGCUGGUCGCCUAUGGGCAGAGGGACCCCAGCACCUACCACUUCAACAGACACCUUGAGCACAGCUUCACCCAAGGCUUUUCAGCUGUGUUAAGCUUCAGAGAGUUCUUCGUGUGGGCCAACACCACCCUCCUGAGCAACCUAUACAGUUAUUAUCCAGGCUUUAUCACGGAUGGGAACUCUAAGCUGGUGGGCAGUGCCCAGAUUCGCCAAGUGAGGGUCCGGGAGAGCUCUUGCCCUCUUGCCCCACAGCUGCAGGCUUCUCUCGACGGAUGCCAUGCACCAUACUCCCUGGAUAUUGAAGACCUGUCAGACUAUGGGGAAGGCUGGAAUGCCUCCAUACACAAUAACAGCAGUGGCUUUUCCCAGGCUUGGCAGUACCAGAGCCAGAGCCAACGCCGAGGGUGUCCCAUCUGGGGCAAAUUCACUGUGUACCGGGGAGGAGGUUAUGUGGUCCCCUUGGGGACUGAUCGCAAAAGCGCAUCAAGAAUUCUCCAGUACCUCUUUGACAACACCUGGCUGGACAGACUGACCAGAGCUGUUUUUGUGGAGUUCGCCGUCUACAAUGCCAACGUUAACCUGUUCUGCAUCAUCACUCUGACCCUGGAGACAAGCGCCCUGGGAACCUUCCUUACACAUGUGAACCUGCAGAGCCUACGCCUGUACCCCUUCACUGACGGCUGGCACCCCUUCGUGGUAGCAGCAGAAGCCAUCUACCUCCUGUUCCUCCUCUACCACAUGGUUGUGCAGGGCAAGCUCAUGAGGAAACAGAGGUGGUGCUAUUUCUAUAGCAAGUGGAAUCUUCUGGAGCUAACCAUCAUCCUGGCCAGCUGGAGUGCCCUGGCGAUGUUUGUGAAGAGGGCCAUCCUGGCAGAACGAGACCUCCAGCACUACCGGAGCCAUGGGGAGGAGGGGAUCAGUUUUGGUGAGACAGCAGCGGCUGAUGCUGCCCUUGGCUACAUCAUUGCCUUCCUGGUACUGCUGUCCACAGUGAAGCUUUGGCAUCUGCUCAGGUUGAACCCCAAAAUGAACAUGAUCACUUCAGCCCUGCGCCGGGCUUGGGGGGACAUUUCAGGCUUCAUCGUUGUCAUCCUUAUCAUGCUUCUGACUUACUCCAUUGCGUCAAACUUAAUAUUUGGUUGGAAACUCCGUUCCUACAAAACUCUCUUUGAUGCAGCAGAAACGAUGAUCAGCCUUCAGCUAGGAAUCUUUAACUAUGAGGAGGUCCUGGACUAUAGCCCAGUGCUUGGCUCUUUCCUGAUUGGGUCUUGCAUCAUUUUCAUGACAUUUGUGGUGCUGAAUCUAUUUAUCUCUGUCAUCCUGGUGGCCUUCAAUGAGGAGCAAAAAUAUGAUCAUCUGUCGGAAGAAGAAGAGAUUGCUGAUUUUUUGCUGAUGAAAAUACUCGGUUUCCUGGGUAUUAAACGUAAAAGAGAGGAGCCUGGCAACAGCAGGGAGCAGCCCAAGUAG
Messenger RNA from Lontra canadensis (Northern American river otter), 7350 nucleotides. RefSeq names its product polycystin 1 like 2 (gene PKD1L2). Lineage: Eukaryota; Metazoa; Chordata; Mammalia; Carnivora; Mustelidae. Gene Ontology annotation, molecular function: calcium ion binding; calcium channel activity; protein binding. The transcript is spliced from 43 exons. Bases 1 to 7350 code for a protein of 2449 amino acids. Gene Ontology annotation, biological process: detection of mechanical stimulus. Gene Ontology annotation, cellular component: membrane. The record is from RefSeq and is a predicted model, not a curated record.